Malurus melanocephalus (red-backed fairy wren) is the source of this 2122-nucleotide messenger RNA. RefSeq names its product cyclin A2 (gene CCNA2). The record is from RefSeq and is a predicted model, not a curated record. Gene Ontology annotation, cellular component: cytoplasm; nucleus; cyclin A2-CDK2 complex. Gene Ontology annotation, molecular function: cyclin-dependent protein serine/threonine kinase regulator activity. NCBI's taxonomy places the organism in Eukaryota, Metazoa, Chordata, Aves, Passeriformes, Maluridae. Gene Ontology annotation, biological process: regulation of cyclin-dependent protein serine/threonine kinase activity; mitotic cell cycle phase transition.
GAACGGCGCGGGCGGCUCCAGGCGCGCCCGUCCCCGGCUCCGCCGCCCCGGUCCCUCCGCCGCCCCGCCGUCCCCUCCGCCGUGCCCCCCGCUCCCUCUGCGGCCAUGCUGGCGGAGCAGGAGAACCAGGAGAAUGUGCCCCCGCCGGCGGCCGGCAAAGCCGCGGCGCCGCCGCCCGCCGCCGGCACCCGCGUGGCGCUGGGGCUGCUGCGGGGGGCGCAGCAGCGCGCCGGGAUCCCGCUGCAGGUGAGGGGGACGCGGGGGGACGCGCAAGGGGCAGCGCGGGUUCGGCGCGGCGGGAGCUGUCAGGGCCGGGCGCUGACGGCCGCCUCCCCACAGGCGGCGCGGGGCGGCUGCGAGGGCCACGGAGCGGCGGCGGGGCUGCGGCAGCAUCAGCCCUUCUCCAUCCAUGUGGACGAGCCCGAUGGGGAGCGGGAGCCGCGGCGGCAGCGGGGCGUCCCGGCGAGGCAGAAGGAGGAGGCGGCGUUGGGGCUGCCUGAGGCCGUGUGCGCCCUGGGGGAGCGGCGGCCCCUGGCUCCCCUGGGCAACGCCAUGGAGCUGAGCUUCGAUUCCCCAAGUAUUAUGGAUAUUUCAAUAACCUCAGACACAGACGAGAAAGCACCAAAYGUUAACAACGUGCCAGACUAUAUCAGCGAAAUCCAUACAUACCUGAGGGAAAUGGAGGUGAAAUGCAAGCCAAAAAUAGGUUACAUGAAGAAGCAACCGGAUAUCACAAACAACAUGCGGGCUAUCCUUGUGGACUGGCUGGUGGAAGUUGGAGAAGAAUACAAAUUACAGAACGAAACCCUGCACUUAGCUGUAAAUUACAUUGAUAGGUUUCUUUCUUCCAUGUCUGUUUUGAGAGGAAAACUUCAGCUUGUGGGUACUGCAGCUAUGCUGCUCGCAUCAAAGUUUGAAGAGAUCUACCCUCCUGAAGUGGCUGAGUUUGUCUACAUCACAGAUGACACCUACACUAAGAAGCAGGUCCUAAGGAUGGAGCACCUAAUUCUGAAGGUUUUGUCCUUUGACUUGGCUGCUCCAACAAUCAAYCAGUUCCUCACACAGUACUUCAUCCAUCAGCAGACAGAUGCCAAAGUGGAGAGCCUGUCAAUGUACCUGGGGGAGCUGAGUCUAAUUGAUGCUGAUCCUUAYCUGAAAUACUUGCCAUCAGUUAUUGCUGCUGCAGCAUUUCAUCUGGCAGACUACACGCUCACUGGACAAACCUGGCCUGAAUCCCUAUGUAAAGCAACUGGCUACACCCUUGAAGACAUCAAGCCUUGCCUCAUAGACCUCCACAACACCUACCUCAAAGCAGCCCAGCACUCACAACAGUCCAUAAGGGAAAAGUACAAGAGUUCCAAGUACCACGGAGUAUCUCUCAUUGACCCACCAGACACACUAAACUUAUCGUAAUAAUCAAGAGACUGAUCUUUCUAAGAGAUGUAUAUUACCAGGAAAUGAUGUACAGUUUUAAACAUGGUUCAGAUUUCUAGAAAUGAUCACUCAGAAUAUGAAUGCAGGCUUUGACUUCAAUUAUGAAGUUUAGUUUCAUGUAGUUUUAAUGUAAAUCUUUUGUACAUGCAAUCUUGUUAAGAGUUUUAGCUGUGUUUUUAUCAAAACGUUCUCUUCAGGCACGGAUUUAACCAUGCAGGCCACGUGAAAUCUGAGACUGCUUAUCUAAUUAUAGACUAAACGUUAAUAUUAGCAAGUACAUUAUUAUAGUAGGGCUUUUUCUCCCCCUGGGUAAAAAGACUUGGACUCCACAGAGUAUCAGUAGCAUUUUUAUACUGUCUAGUUUAAACUGAAACUUAGCAUAGAUCCAAAACGUGCCUUAAUGGCUACACAACUGGAAGAAACUCUCUGGCCAUGAGAACUCCUUGCUGGUACUGACUCAUGAGGCUCUUUGCCCCAAUUGCUGUAUAAUGUAGUGCCAGAUCUUCAUCAGGUGGAGGGCUGAAUGCUCUGCUGCAGGGACUGCACAUUCAAACUCCUGCACCAGUUCAUACCUCGUGCUUCCACUAUGCAGAAAAUGGUCUUGCUAUCAGUAUUUCCUAGUCCAAGUGUAAAACUGAUACUAAUCUAAAACCAUGGAGUUCCCACUGAUGUGUUGGCUGUCCCAAAA